AUGAUCGACAAACAGCGAGGUUGGCAUGAAAUGUUGCCAUAUGCUUUGCUAGGUUAUCAAACAACGGUCAGAACAUCGACUGGGUCUACUCCAUACUUGCUAGUAUAUGGAACAGAAGAAGUCAUUCCUGUUGAAGUCGAGAUACCGUCGUUGAGGAUCAUCCAAGAAACUGAAUUAAGUAAUGCCGAAUGGAUUAGUAAACGGAUUCAUCAACUAGCUUUGAUUGAUGAGAAGAGAAUGGUCACCGUUUGCCAUGACGAAUACAAAGGAAAGUUUGCGCCAAACUGGAAGGGUCCUUACAUGGUUCGUAAAGUAUUAUCUGGAGGUGCGUUGGUCCUAUCAGAGAUGGAUGGCGCUGUAUGGCCCAAACCUAUCAACUCAGAUGCUGUCAAGAGAUAUUAUGCGUGA
This is a messenger RNA of Solanum lycopersicum (tomato), 408 nucleotides long. The record is from RefSeq and is a predicted model, not a curated record. NCBI's taxonomy places the organism in Eukaryota, Viridiplantae, Streptophyta, Magnoliopsida, Solanales, Solanaceae.